AUGGAGUACAAUGACGAGCUAUGGGGAAGGCAUCGACGAGCCGUUCACGCGAUAUGUGAGAGUAUGAGGCAGGCUACUCGGGAUCAAGUAGGCCUCAGUCUUGCGCAGAAAGUACCCUGUAGUGCCCCCAGUCAGCUCUUGGGCCUCAACCAGGUAGUAGAGAUUGAUCGAGACAGAUUCAUCGCUUCGGUCGAGCCAAAUGUCACCAUGGAGGCGCUAGUUCAAUUGACGAAGAUAGAGGGGCUGAUCCCCACCGUAAUUGCUCCUUCGAGGGCCACAACUGUAGCGGACGCUUUUGCCACUGCGACUUUCGGAUCUUCGUCUUUCCAGUUCGGGACUUUUGAUUGCGCAGUUUUGUCUCUUGAGGCUGUCCUUCCUGAUGGACAGUACGUCAUGGCAAAGCUCGGUGAUGGUGAUGAUGCAGAUCGGCUGUUCGAAAUUUUAGGCGCGCCGGACAGCCCUGCCCUAAUCACACUACUAGAAAUUGCGCUCACCCCAGCGUGGGGUUAUGUCGAGAUGACCUACUGGCCCGUCUCUUCGGUAUCGGGCGCAAGGCUCCGAAUGGAGCCUAAAGGACCCAACUCGCUAAUUCUCGAUAGAGCGGCGGUGGAUGAAUCCACCGACUUCGUGGACAGUGUCAUGUUCGACUAG
Messenger RNA from Pyrenophora tritici-repentis Pt-1C-BFP, 651 nucleotides. The record is from RefSeq and is a predicted model, not a curated record. NCBI's taxonomy places the organism in Eukaryota, Fungi, Ascomycota, Dothideomycetes, Pleosporales, Pleosporaceae.